UCCAGAACCUACACCACAUGCUAUGGACCUGCGACAUGUGGACACCACGUCCUGUGGACACUGGAGUCGUUCAUUUCCAUGGAAACUUGUAGGUUACUUUACAAGAGAUUGAAUGCCUACCAGCUACCAAGCUUAACCACGAGGCCUCAUAAUGAAGUGGACUUCAUGUUGUGAGCUCUAAGACCCAGAAGACCACAUGUCAGUAAUUAUAAUAUCAUACACCAAUGAACUUAAGGAGCCAUUGAUUCUAUUAAGUAAUUUUAUGUCAAGCUAAAAAGGGAAAAUGGGGCCGGGCUCAACAACUGAGAGUACAUACUGUUCUUGCAGAGGAUCUGAGCUGGGUUCCCAACACCCAUAUGGGUUGAGUCAAACCACCUGUAACUACAGCGUCAGAAGGUCCAUCCCCCUUUCUGGACUCUGCCAGCACCUGGGCUCAAAUAUACAUACGUGCUCAUGCAUGUCCGUGAACAUACACACACAUUAAAAAUAUUAAAAUGCGUGUUUUGUUUAUUUGGUUUCCUGAGACAGGGUUUCUGUGUGUAGCCCUGGCUGUUCUGGAACUUGAUCUGUAGUCUGGCCUCCACUCACAGAGAUCCUCCUGCCUCUGCCUCCUGAGUGCAGGGAUCGAAGGCAUGUGCCGCCACCAUCAGGCUAAAAUAAAAAAUUUAAAAGGAAAAUUCUGGCAAUUAAGUCAUCCAUACAGGACUAUAGGCCCAAUAUUGAAGGUGAAUUAGAGGAUGGAUUGAACCCAGGACUUUGAAGCCAGUCUGUGCAACAUAGUAUAAAGCCCUCUCUUACACAUAGAAACCAAAAUCCAAAAUCCAACCAAACCAAACAGUAACAAACACGUGGUAUCUAUGGUCACAAGCAUCCCGAUCUCAGGAGCUAAGAUAGAACAGCAAUGAAAGUAACCAUUAAAUUAUGAUCUAUUCUCUAUAUGUGGUUUUAUUUAAGUUCUUGCCAAAACUUUUCACUCGUAUGCACCGAGUGCAGGUACUCUGUAGACAUCAGGGCUACCAGGGUCUAACCUGUGCCUUGGAGGAGCUCUGGUCUGCCCGUGAUGCUCUGUCCCAGGGAAGGUUAGCAAACAGAGUAGGACAAUGUGUGGAUGAUGGAGUAAAGAUAGCCCAAGGACCAAUAUGUAGGCGUGGAGAUUAAGAAGGGGUUUGGGUACCAGGGCUUUACUGAGGAAGUGCUGUUCAGAGGUUGCAGCUACAGCCCACAGGCAGCCCCUGAAGCACAGACAGCUACACCACAAUCAGUCCCACCGGCAGCUCCUCUGGUGGGGACAGCGGUGACCUUUUAACCAUCAGCAAAGUUGCCAACCUGGUAAAAGGAACCCUGGAGAACUCCAACCCUAUGUAUGCAUGAGCUUCCCUUGCUGGGGGAAUAAAGGAAGGCAUCCUGAAAGUGCUAUAAACUGUGAUCUGCUUGGGAGACCCGGACAUGGGUUACCUGCCACCUGCCGCUGAAGAGAAGCGGGAGUGAGGUGGAGACAUCUUGGGGAACCUCAGGUUGUCUGUCUGUGGGGACAGGCUGGGAUGUUGGAUGGUCCCAGGAUCCUGAGUGUGCUAAUUGAUCUGGUUCACAGCCUCAGCUUUCUGCCGUAGGUGAUAGGAACUACUAAGGAAUCUGAUGGUUUGUGGGUCAUACAAUGUGAAUAGCCAGGAGCAAAGAGACCAGUUAGGAGGUGAGGAGAGGACAGCCUCCUCAAAUCAAAGACCUGGUGUGGGCCAGCCAUUUAAAACUCUCUUGUCUUCACUUUGCAGAGGAGCAAAUAGAAUGUUUAAGUAACCUGCUCAAAUCAAGGGCAUCCGGCUAGUUAGUGUGAGCCAGGAUUUGGAACUAGACCUGAGCAUUGGCGUAACUAAGGAUUUUGGAUUUCAGUUCAUGACUUAUCAAUAUUAGGUUUUUUUUUUUUUUUUUUUUUUGGUUCUUUUUUUCGGAGCUGGGGACCGAACCCAGGGCCUUGCGCUUCCUAGGUAAGCGCUCUACCACUGAGCUAAAUCCCCAGCCCCUCAAUAUUAGGUUUUAUUUUAAAGCUUGCUCCAUUGCACACAUUGGAUCCCUGGGGAUCCCUUCUUUCCUGACUCACUGUGAUGAUAUGGUGAUGUAGAGAAACUGAGCUCCAGACAGGAGCUAACAGGAGAGACUGUCCCCGGCUGGGCUGGUUCUAUAGUGGCCCAGGGACUAAAGUGAGCCACCAGGAAAGCUGGUUCUUGCCUCCUAAAGAAAGGGUGUCUCUGUCCUUUGGUCCUGCUGGCCAGCCCUCCCUGGCAGCCACACCUGCUUUGUUCUUCUCCUUGCAGCCAGCCAGAUGUCUCUCUCCCAGAGUGACAGGAGCAACUGGGGACAUCUAUAGAAGCUCCCUUUCAGGCUUGACAAAGGCGCUGGCAACCUGGCUUGGCCUGUAGAGGAGGGUGGGAGGGAAGUACCCAGGGAGGCGGACAGCUGGGGGCUGGUAGGCAGGCAUUCCCUCAAACAGGUGAAGUAACUGAGGCAAAGAGGAGAGUCCCCCGUUCUCAGGGGUGAAAGAGAUCAAAUGCAGGAGCUUCUUAGCUUAAUUUCGAAACUAGGUGGCUUUAAGUUGUGCCCUCUGUCAGGAAGGACCUGGUAAGGCCUGGGGAGAAGACACAGCCAUCAGAGAGGGGUGUCCCUAAUCAGCUCAAGAACACAGUGUGGUGGAAAGGUGUGGUGGAGGGAUACAAAAGGCUUGGAGUGGGGGCAGCCUUGCAGACCCCCCCUGCCCCAGAUAAGACACCAAAUUGGUGUUGAAAGUAGUCCAUCUGGCAGAGUCCCACAGGAGCUCAUCUUAGGACUUUUUGGGGUGGGAGAGUAUGUAAGGAUCUUGCCUGGAAUUAAGUUCUUGAAAGGGAGAAUGUAGUGGGGAGGAAUAUAGAGAAAUAACAGUUGGAAACCGUUAAAAUAUGGUGGAUUUGUUAUAGGCAAAAAACAAAGACAUAAACAACCCAGCAAACCAAACCAAAAAAACCCAAGUGAGGGGCGCUUGACAGCUGUCCUGCAGCUGUGCAGAACCUUUAUUUAUUUCAGACAGGAUCCAGAUUCAGUCCUGGUUUCCUAUCUUCUCCACAACUUUCUCUCCUCUUGGAACUCUAGACAAGGAGGUCCUAAAGAUAGCAUCUUUACUUCACAAAGGGAAAUAAAAGUAGGACAUUAGGAACAUUGUGGACGUAUGGAGCCCUCCAUGGUAUUUGUUCGCCCAGUAAAUAUUAACACUUCACUCGUGCUGACUCCAGUGAGUAAGGGAAGGGGCAAAGAAAGAACGGGCAUGCACACUUGGGGAAUAGAAAGAAGAAAAUCUCAAUCUCUCUCUCUCUCUCUCUCUCUCUCUCUCUCUCUCUCUCUCUCUCUCUCUCUGCAUUGUUAUGUAGCCCAAUAUACCCCCCAAACUCUUGAUUUUCCUUCUUCAGCCUCCUGAUUUGUGGUUAGAGUGUCUGCCACUACUAUUUCCUUCUCCUCUUACCCUUUCCUUUCUUCCCUCUCUUCCUCCCCUAGCAACUAAAUGCAAGGCCUCGUGCACUGAGCUACAGCCCAGCCCUAAAACCUUUUAUUCAGUGGUGAACAGUGCCUACAGACACUCAGUGGAGGUGGAUGAGCAGUAAAGCCCCACGGCUUCUGGGAAACCUCUUGCCAUUCUUUAUAAAAUCCACUGUGAUUUACUCAGGUACCAGAAAAUACAGCUUUGGAACAGUGUUAAAAAUUACCUAAUUCUAUGAAUGUUUUUGCCUACAUAUAUGUCUGUGCUCCAGAUAUGUGUCUGGUGUCUGUGGAGGUCAGAAGAGGGUGUCAGAUCCUCUGGAACUGGAAUGGAUGGUUGUGAGGCACCAUGUGGAUGCCUGGAACCGAAGCCAGGUCCUCUGCAAGAACAAUUAAUGUUUUUAAUCACCGAGCCAGCUCUCUAGCCUCUCCCCACCGGUUCUUGAAGUGUUUAAUGGGCAGGACAUAGGGGAUGGCCAUUUUGAGCUGUCUGUGAGAGUCGUUAUUGUCCCAGGAAGCCUCUGUGAGGCUACACUCUGUCUCGGACUCAGAACCGGGAGUCCAGGCCUCAGUGCCUUGCUCACUGGAGUGUUUCUUAGCAGAUACACCAGGAACUGGAACCCUGAAUUCCUCUCUUCCCUGCGGUUUGUGAAAAAUUGGGGUGGUAUAAAAAAAAACGGCAUUCUGUGUGUAAUCCCCCAAACUCAUUCCCUUCCCCCCAGCUCUAAAAGGUUACCUUCUUGGUUGCCCCAGAGGCUUGUAGGAGGGACUGGAGAACCUCUAAAACCAAAAGUCAUAAGUCAGCAAUCUUGCUCUGUCAUUGCAGCAAGACUGACCCUCAAGGCUUUCCCAGAAAGGCCAUAGCUUCCCUUAUACCACCCCGUGUAUGGUAUGUCCCCCGUGAGAGGGACACUUCUACCAUAGUCAGGAUAGCCCCCUCACCCCCUUUCUGAGGUGGCCCAAAGUUAGAAAUUUUGUUGAGUGAAGAAGUGUGCAGCUCAAGGUAGGCUGAACUGGCCCCAGGGCUACUGACUUCUCUUUUUCGUACUGUCUUGCCACCUGCCUCUCCUCCCCAUGCUGCUCUGGGUAGGGAGGAAGCCCUCUGAGAUCAGACUGAGCAGUGCUGGCUAAGAGUAACGGCUCCUGUUCAUUACUGAGGCUGUGCUUGGGCUCUAUGGUGGCAGACUCUUCUAGGGAUGUGCUUCUCGACUGGGUCAUUUUUUGAGAUGUUCCAAGGCCAGUUUGUAUUUUCUUUAGGGGCUUUCUCUGGGCUGGCCCUGGUUAGCGGCAGGGGCUGAGCCUUCUGCAAGGUCGUGAGGCAGGUUUAGCGGCAGCAGUGGACAGUGGAGGCCAAGAGGUUGCUUUUGCUUUCCUCACGUGGAUAAACUGUCGCACGGAGGAAGAAAACUGCAAACGGAAAAACCAAAAUGGCUUUUAGACUCAGCCUCUGCUAGGAGCACUGAGAGGCCAGCCUGUACUUAAGGGACUGUGUACCUGAGUCCCUCAACUGGUCACAAGCCUGCCUACUCUUUGAGAAGAAGAGAAGAGAGAUGACAGAGAUAUACUGAGUUACUCUGUGGCCUUCUGUGAGGCAGUCGACAUCUCUGAAUUGUGCUCCUGUCCGUUGAAUGAGAGUGCUAAAAUACUCUCACACAGCUGUUUAGUCGCUGUGUGGGGAAGUGUUUGGAGACUUGUCAUAGUGGGUGCUAAACUGGGGAGCCUGGACUUUUCUUUGUAGAAAGGGGUUUCCCAGGCUCCUCCAUUUUUUUUCACAGUCACAGAAUUAUGGAUCUUUAAUUUUUUAAAGAGGUCAUCUGGUCUAGUCCUCUGGCAUUACUUAUUGGGGUUUUGUAGCUAAAAUUCUCUGACCUGUCAUAACAGGACAGAUAAGCCCUUGUCUUCUGGGGAGGAGUCCUUCUAGGUGCACAGAGGUGAAGCCAGCAAAGAGGUGGGUGAGGAUGAUGCCUCUUAGUUCUUGCAAGUUUCUAUGCAGAAGGUUCCCCAGUUGUCUGUGUCACGCACUCCCUAGGUAAGGGCUAAGACUCAGGGCAAUCUCAGGGGUGAGAAUCAGUCUGCUGACCUUCCGCUUCUGAGAGGAAGGCUGCACCCGACUCUUAGGACUGGAUGCUGGGGAAAGUGGCUACCAGAAUGCAGUGUGUUCCUCAGUGGUUUUUCCUUCAAAGGAAAGCCUUCUGACUCAUCUUAAGAAGCAACACCGUACAGGCAGCAAAACACACCUGACUUUCCCUCAGCUCUGGAAGUUUCCCAUCAUCCACCAAAAUUUGAAAAGAAGCAUCACGGGCUAGGGCCAGAAAAUGAUGUCAGCGCGGUUUAAGAAGACCUGGAGUCAAAGUCGCCCAACUUUGGCCUAGGUUGUGAGAAUUUAACUCUGGCGCUUUUCAUCUCCUAAUGGUCAUGUAAAUCCUUUAUAGAGACAAGGUUGGUUUCCCUAUAACCUACAUGGGCAGGCUGAUGGCUAGAAAUCAUAACUCAGGAAGGCUGUUAAUAAACUGCAUCAGAGAGGAUUAUGCAUAUUUUACUGCAUCCAAAGUCAGUUUUCUUUGUGGAGGAAAGUGCCUUGUGCCUUUUUCACCAUGGGGCGCGUGCACGAGCGCGCACACACACACACACACACACACACACACACACACACACACACACACACACUUUCCUGGCAGGCUGGAUGGGUUUCCAAACAUUUCGUCACUGUCUCCUCCUGACCUUGAUGAGCGAGGAACAAGCCGCGUGGCCUGUUGAUUACAGAAGAGUCAUGGGGGCUCAGGCCUAGGCGGUGGGGUUGAGGGGGGAGGGUGGCCACAGCCUUGCAAGUGGAGGUAAGGUCUGCUGGAAAUCCCCAGCUCCGGCAGCGGCCCGGAGGUUUAAAGACGCCUCCUAGCCUUAUUUGGUCGCAGGAAGUGGGCGGCGCAGAGCCUGCAGGCGGAGAGGCCGCCCCGAGACAGUUGUGCUGAUGAAGUGGUAGAGCUGGUUCCUGCUCGCCGCCGUGCCGCGCGCGCCGGCCAGCCACUGGGCGCUCGGAGCUCCCAGCCUCGAGUUGUGCAAUCCUUUGUAGCACGCCAGCGAGUCCUCCUCCUUCGCUCUUGCCUCUCGCCCUCUCUCUUUUUUUCAAGCUGUGAGCUCAACCGAUGAGUCAGAGCCGUGCAAUCCUGACACUGCAUCGCAGGACUGGGGGUGACACGCAGGGAGGGAGAGCGCUCUCGAGGCGGACUGUAAGGGCGCGGGGCGCGCCGAGGCUGCCGAGUCGCGAGCAGCGGGUGACAGCACACACGUCCCGCCCGGGCCCUGCCAGCAAACUUCCAGGCUUCGGGAAGCGCGGGCUUGGCUGAAACCCUGCGAACGCCGCGGGGAAGCGACGGCGCCUGUUUGUUUUUAAAAUCCGGGAGUGUGUGCAGGCGACUGGGUUCUUCAGAGGCGACCUAAGGCGGCGGCCCGCGGCGGAAGGAAGGGGCACUGCUGAGGCCGGAGGCCGAGUGGGAGCUGGGCUCCAGGACCUGGUGCAGCAUCAUGACUGGGGAAGUGUAGCUGAGCUCAAGACUCUCCCUAGAAGAGGAAGGACCAGUGGACGUUUCUCGGCUCUUGCCUGAGGGCUCCUGAGUUUUCCUCUGCCCCUCUUCUGCCUUCCCUGGCUACUGGACUGGGGCCAGGCUUCCAGCAGGACCUUCUCCCAAGGGAUGGGCAUCUGCUGAAGGACGUCUCAUUGUCAGGCUUAGCUGGCCACACCAUGAACCUCCAGGCCCAGUCCAAGGCUCAGAAUAAGCGCAAGCGUUGUCCUUAUGGGGACCAGGAGCCAGCUGCUAAGGAACAGCCACCACCACUGCAGGCUCCACCACAGUCCCUCAGAGCUAAAGAGGAACAGUACGGUCCCCACGAAGGUCCCGCGGGGGUCGCCUCCACCACCCAGCCUGUGGAGCUAUCUCCUCCCAACAACCUGGCUCUGCUGAACAGUGUGGUAUAUGGAUCUGAACGGACCACAGCAGCCAUGCUGUCCCAGCAGGCCCAGGUCAGCUCAGUAAAGUGGCCCAACUCCGUGAUGACUCCAGGGCGGGGCCUGGAGUGUGGGGGAGGUGCAGGCAUCAGCGACAGUGGCUGGCAGCAACAACCUGGCCAGCCCCCACCCCACUCCACGUGGAAUCACCUGCCCCUCUACAGUGGACCCAAAGGGGGCCCUCAUCCAGGUGUGGGGGUCUCUCCCUACUAUAACCACGCCGAGGCACUGAAGGGGAACAAACCUGGGGGUCCACAGCUGGAUCACUAUGGAAACGCAGUGCAGCCCAUGGUGCCACAGAAGAUGCAGCUGGAGGUGGGGAGGCCCCAAGCGCCCUUGAACUCUUAUCAUUCAGCCAAGAAACCCCCAAACCAGACACUGCCCUUGCAACCCUUCCAGCUGGCAUUUGGCCACCAGGUGAACCGCCAGGUCUUCCGGCAGGGCCCUCAGCCCUCUAACCCCACCACCUCCUUCCCGCCCCAGAAGCAGCAGCAGCAGCAGCAGCAGCAGCAGCCGCCGGCAGCCCUGCCCCACAUGCAGCUAUUUGAGAACUACUACCCCAUGCAUCAGCCGCCUUCACAGCAGCACCAGGACUUUACCCUGGCACCGGGCGGGCCCCUGGGACAGACUCACCUGCCUCACCGCGGCAUGGCCCCCUACCCGUUCCCCCACAACCCAGAACUGCGCAAGGCCCUCCUGCAGGACCCUGCUUCACAGCCCGUGCUACCUCAGCCCCAGAUGGCCUUCCCGCGCCGCUCCCGCCGUCUCUCCAAGGAGGGGAUUCUGCCUUCCAACUCCCUCGAUGGAGCUGGCACCCAACCUGGACAGGAGCCCACGAGCAAUCUGUUCCUCCAUCACUGGUCUUUGCAGCAGCCGCCGCCAGGCGCCCUGGGGCAGCCCCAUUCCGAAGCCCUGGGAUUCCCGUUAGAACUCCGGGAGUCGCAGCUGCUGGUGGAUGGGGACAGACUGGCACCCAAUGGCCGAGAGCGGGAGGCUCCCGCCGUGGGUAAUGAGGAGGUCUCGAGGGCAGGGGGCCUCGGGGACUGUGGGCAGAUGAUGCGAAGCGGGGUGAUCCAGAGCACAAGGCGGAGACGCAGGGCGUCCCAGGAAGCUAAUUUGCUGACCCUGGCCCAGAAGGCGGUGGAGCUGGCCUCUCUGCAGGAUGCCAAUGGCUCUGAGGAGAAGCGGAAAAGCGUGCUGGCCUCAACUGCCAAGUGUGGUGUGGAGUUUUCUGAGCCCGCCUCAGCUGCCAAGAGAGCUCGGGAGGAGAGUGGGAUGGUGCCCCUCAUCAUCCCCGUGUCUGUUCCUGUGAGGACCGUGGGCCCCACCGAGGUGGCCCAAGUUGGAGGUUCUGAUGAGGAUGGGAAGGGUCUUGAGCAGUUCCCCACUGACCACAAGCCGUCGGUCAUCGUAACCCGCAGGAGGUCUACCCGAGUGCCCGGGACAGAUACUGCAGCUCAGGCCGAAGACCUGAACGCCAAGUUGGAGGGAGAACCUUCUAUGCGGAAACCAAAGCAGCGGCCACGGCCGGAGCCUCUCAUCAUCCCCACCAAGGCGGGCACUUUCAUUGCCCCUCCUGUCUACUCCAACAUCACCCCCUACCAGAGCCACCUGCGUUCUCCUGUGCGCCUUGCUGACCACCCCUCUGAGAGGAGCUUCGAGCUGCCCCCUUACACACCACCCCCCAUUCUCAGCCCCGUUCGGGAAGGCUCUGGCCUCUACUUCAAUGCCAUCCUGUCAACCAGCAACGUCCCGGCCCCUCCUCCUAUCACGCCAAAGAGUGCCCAUAGGACCCUGCUCCGCUCUAAUAGUUCUGAAGUCACCCCGCCCGUCCUCUCUGUGAUGGGGGAGGCCACCCCUGUGAGCAUCGAACCACGAAUCAACGUCGGCACCCGGUUCCAAGCAGAAAUCCCCACAAUGAGAGACAGAUCCCUGGCAGCCGCAGACCCCCAUAAGGCUGACUUGGUGUGGCAGCCUUGGGAACAUCUUGAGAGCAGCUGGGAGAAGCAGAGGCAAGUGGAUGACCUGCUGACGGCCGCCUGUUCAAGUAUUUUCCCUGGUGCCGGCACCAACCAGGAACUGGCCCUACACUAUCUGCAUGAGUCCCGGGGGGACAUCCUGGAGGCGCUGAAUAAGCUGCUACUGAAGAAGCCCCUGCGGCCCCACAAUCACCCACUGGCUACCUAUCACUACACAGGCUCUGACGAGUGGAAGAUGGCUGAGAGGAAGCUGUUCAACAAGGGCAUUGCCAUCUAUAAGAAAGAUUUCUUCCUGGUGCAGAAACUGAUCCAGACCAAGACUGUGGCUCAGUGCGUGGAGUUCUACUACACCUACAAGAAACAGGUGAAAAUUGGCCGCAACGGGACACUCACCUUUGGUGACCUGGAUACCGGUGCUGAGAAGUCCGGCCAAGAGGAAGUCGAGGUGGACGUUAAGGCCAAUGAUGUCCUCAUUCUCCGGAGCCACGAACCCAAUGCCCCGGGGUCUGCCAGUGUUCAGACCUCAGAGAAGCCAAGGGAAGGGCCGGGGAAGUCACGAAGGGCUCUGCCUUUCACAGAGAAGAAGAAAAAACCGGAGGCAUUUAAUAAAACCCAAAACCAGGAGAACACUUUCCCUUGUAAAAAGUGUGGCAGGGUGUUUUAUAAGGUGAAGAGCCGCAGUGCUCACAUGAAGAGUCACGCAGAGCAGGAGAAGAAGGCUGCAGCUCUAAGACUGAAGGAGAAGGAGGCUGCAGCCGCCGCCGCGCACCAGCAGGCGCUGAAAGAAGAGAGCGGCGAAGGCGAGAAGGGCUGAGGCCCUGCUGGAUCCUCUUGCCGGGCUCCCCAGAACUCUGUACCUGGAACCUCUAGAGAAGGCCAGGAGAGGAUCACUUGGACUUUGCUUUGCAAAACAAAUCAAAUAAUGAAAAAUAAACAGGCUCUUUUAUUUA
Messenger RNA from Rattus norvegicus (Norway rat), 10430 nucleotides. It is a transcript of the gene Mideas, whose product is annotated as mitotic deacetylase associated SANT domain protein. Gene Ontology annotation, cellular component: nucleoplasm; nucleus. Gene Ontology annotation, biological process: DNA-templated transcription; regulation of DNA-templated transcription. The record is from RefSeq and is a predicted model, not a curated record. NCBI's taxonomy places the organism in Eukaryota, Metazoa, Chordata, Mammalia, Rodentia, Muridae.